Molecule: messenger RNA, 429 nt
Organism: Neocloeon triangulifer
Lineage: Eukaryota; Metazoa; Arthropoda; Insecta; Ephemeroptera; Baetidae
Gene: Pdrg1
Product: p53 and DNA damage-regulated protein 1
Exons: 2
Coding region: 1-429 (142 amino acids)
Source: RefSeq, a predicted model, not a curated record
AUGGCAGGCAAGCCGGACGAAUGGCCUGCAGAAUUUCCCAGCGAAUUACGGCACCUGAUCGCGACGAACAGGGCUGCUGAAGACGUCCUCGCCAACAGACAUGCCCUCAUCGAUGUUGACAGGAGGCGUCAGAGCAUGCGAGCAGCGUCCCGAGCGAUUGAUAACAACCCUGAUCAAAGGGUCACUUUGCUCACUGGGGCUGUCAUGCUGAAUUUGCCAAAGACGGACGUCCAGAAUAUUUUAAAAAAAGAUCUCCAAGAACUUGAUAUUGAGAGUAAUCGUAUCCGGAGUGAACUUAAGGAGAAAGUCAAUUUGGUUCAGGAACUGGAGUUCAAGGAUCCUCUGAAGGGCUAUGACCUGAAACCUUUGUCGAGAACUGAAAUGUCUGCUGUCGGACAAGCCUUUGGCAGAUCGGCAAGGAACGAGUAA